Messenger RNA from Syngnathus acus (greater pipefish), 3566 nucleotides. It is a transcript of the gene glis1b, whose product is annotated as zinc finger protein GLIS1. The coding region runs from base 181 to 3201 and encodes 1006 amino acids. The transcript is spliced from 10 exons. Gene Ontology annotation, molecular function: DNA-binding transcription factor activity, RNA polymerase II-specific; RNA polymerase II cis-regulatory region sequence-specific DNA binding. Lineage: Eukaryota; Metazoa; Chordata; Actinopteri; Syngnathiformes; Syngnathidae. Gene Ontology annotation, biological process: regulation of transcription by RNA polymerase II. The record is from RefSeq and is a predicted model, not a curated record. Gene Ontology annotation, cellular component: nucleus.
GCGAGAAGUGAUGCUGAUAUCUUCACUCAGCAUAGAGGAUGCGAUCGGUCACAUCCUUGCAAUUUAUCGGCACACGCGGAACCCAAUGUGACAAUGAGAUGCCGAUCAAUGCAUCCCACCUCGCCACAAAAACGACGCCCAAAGUAACUCUCAGGUAGCGCCUCUUUGGAAACCUUUCCGAUGCAGAACUCCGCACCAGCGCACUCCGGGAUGGUGAGCCACUGUCAGCCGACCUUCGGUAACUUCGCGGCCGCGCACGGCGUCGCUCGAGCGGACACGUGGGCGCGGCGCGCCGGCUUCGGUGGGGGGCACGUUUACCAGCACCACCAGCACCACCAGCACCACCAGCAGGUGGACACGAAGCGAGCGGGCGACACCCCGGGUGUAAAAGCGCAUGUGGCUGCCAAAGCUCCGCGAUCCUGCUUCACGUUCCCUCCGAUGCAAGGUAACAACAGCUACUGCUUAGAAAAAAAUGGCGACGCUGAGCUGGGGGGCAGCCAGGGCGCCAUGAUGCCACGUGGGCAGACUUUGCCGCUGCCCUUGGGGGGUCACCCAGGGGGGCUUUACCCGCAGAGCCUCCAUUGCGACAGUCCUGCACCCGAUCAUCUUCUGCAGGACAGCCCUCACCAGAACGCCAGGUCAUCCACUUUUCAGAGGACCCUGCCGGGGGCCUCGCCUGGCCUGAGCUGCGGCGGCGCCGACGGGGCUCUAUCGGCUCUGCCGUACUCAAUCAAAGAAGAGGACGUGAUGGGCUACGCCGUUUCGAGCAUGGCGCCCAGGGUCCAGGCCGGGUUUCACAACUCGAGGUCCGGGAUGGUUCUGAGGACGUCAAGGGACGAGAUGGCACACGCUGGCGACAACGGCGGCGAUAGCAUGCGUAUGGCGAGCAACGCUGCAUCGGGGGAUCUGUCGCAAGCCUUUAAUAAUGAAGACGGCUCCUCCCCGUCGGCUUUGUCCCCAGCGAGCUCCCGUCAUUCGGCGCGUCUGCUCAGCGCCGGCAGUCUGAAAAGACGUCGCCUUUCGCCGGUCUCGCAGUCCGGCGUCCAAACCGGCAGCGUCGCAGAUUCCCCGUCUGGGACCAGAACCGCCCCCGAGGAGAUCAACAUCACCGCCAUCAUCUGUGCCUCGUCGCAGAUGUCCAUGGUGGCUUGCGUCAACGGCUUCCGCGCUAACCUCUCGCCCAGCCACACCGGCAACGGCAGAUUCUCUUCUCCCUCUUCCUCCUCCUCUUCAUCGUCAACAUCCCCGCCGAGUAUCCCCUGCUCUCGGGAAGCCCCUCACAAACCCCCGCAGCACCAAAGCCCCCAGCAGCCCACGCUGCAGGAGAGCUAUCUGCUGUCAAACUCACCUGCCACCUGCCUGCUGUCCCUGUCCUCUUGCUCCUCUUCCUCGUCGUCGGUGUCUUCGGUGGAGCCGGAGCAAGGCCAGGGGCGGUGCGAGGAGCGGGGCUCCAUGCAGCUGGGCCGUGAGGCCGGAGGGCCCCCCUUGGGGAAUGCGGGAGGCGGCUCAGAUGGGUUGGGCCUAUUCAUGCUAAUGUCAGGGACGCUACAAACGGCGCAAGAAAGCGGGGCUCUUUUGGACAGGAGUCAAAGAUCGGGGACUGAAAACGGGGCGGUCCUGGACGGGAACAAAAGAUCGGGGUCUGAAACCGGGGCUCUGCUGGACAUGAGCCAAAGAUCGGGGGCCAGCCUCAAGCAGGAGCCUUUAGAUGACUUCACCGCCAGUGACGAUGAACUCUUGCAACAUCGCUACCACCAACAUUUAAGUGGUCGCCAUGGAAACCUCCGUCACCUCCAUCAACACCCCCGCGCCACCAUGCCGCCGCCGUACCACCUGCACCAAUAUGCGGGGGGCGGCCCUCUGAAUAGCCAUCAACCGGCACCGGGCUCUUCCCCGGGACUCAAGUCGUUGUCGUCCGGAGGCCCCCCUGGCUUCCACGCGGGCAUGGAGAGUGAGGAAGUAGGCCUAACGCAGGCCGAUAAGCAGUCAUGUCGCUGGAUUGACUGCAAUGCUGCCUACGAGCAACAAGAGGAGCUCGUCCGGCACAUUGAAAAGGUCCACAUCGACCAACGCAAAGGUGAGGACUUCACCUGCUUCUGGGCCGGAUGCAUCCGGCGCUACAAGCCCUUCAACGCCCGCUACAAGCUGCUCAUUCACAUGAGGGUUCACUCUGGGGAGAAACCCAACAAGUGUAUGUUUGAGGGCUGCAACAAAGCGUUUUCACGUCUGGAGAACUUGAAGAUCCACCUGAGGAGCCACACGGGGGAGAAGCCGUACCUGUGCCAGCACCCCGGCUGCCAGAAAGCUUUCAGCAACUCCAGCGACCGAGCCAAGCACCAGCGCACUCACCUGGACACGAAACCGUACGCGUGUCAGAUCCCCGGUUGCACCAAGCGCUACACCGACCCCAGCUCACUGCGCAAGCACGUCAAGAUCCACUCGGCCAAAGAGCAGCAGGUGCGUAGAAAGCUCCGUCCGUGUCCUCACCUGGAGCAGGACGUGCUGAGUGACUGUCUGUCCAUGCAGACUCAACUUCUGUACGGCAACAAGGAAAGCUGCUCCCCAGGGAUGAGCCAAGACGUCUUUACAGGCUUGUACGCCGGCACCCCUAACCACCACCACCACCACCACAGCGCCGAGCUCCUCUCGCCCCCCGCCGCCGCCAGCGCGACUGCCGCCGACCUGCCCUCGCGACAGCACUGCCUGGAGCCGGACCUUAACAGCCCGCGCCAUCUUUCGCCCAUGGCCGCCUUGGACGGCAACAGAGACGGGGUGUCAGGUCCACUCCUAUCUCCAGGGAUGAAGGGAACAGGCACCCCUCCGCCCCCUCCUCCUCCCCCACCCACAUUGGAGAAGCAUCAGGUCCAAGCUCAGCACAAGACCUUCCCUCACUAUCACCAACAUCAGACCCCCAACAACGAAUUCCAAGGUAGCUUCCAGAGCUGCUUCCACUUCUCGGACUCCUUCCGAAGCAUGGAGCAGACGGUGAGCGAUUCUCACGCCUACACUUCCCAUCAGCACAAUGGCUUCCACAUGGCCACUAGCAACUGUCUGGGCACCGCAGGUUUCAAUUUGAGCCAGGAGCUGCAAGGCAGUGCAGGCUGUCAGUUCUCCUCCAGUCCAGAGGAGGGCGCCUUCUUCCAGACAGGCAGCUUUGAGCGUAGCCUUGGUCACAUGUCGUCGGUGUACACAGAGUCGUAGACACAGAUAUAUUUAGAAUGUUUUGUUAUUACGUCACACGUGCUUUGCACUCAUACAUGAACGCUAAUUUUGAUUUUUAUGUACUGGAAAAAUCUUAAGCAGGCCUCUUUUGAGAAGAUUGCUUUAGCGCUAUCUGGUGGCAUCUUGAGGUCAAGGACAUUUAAAGUGAGUUGUGCUUCAUUUAGACAAAAGUAGUUAUUUGCCGCCAUUGUGUGGUAUCUAUAGGUAAUUACAGCUGUGGCAGUUGAGUAGGGGUGUCAAUUGCUAUUUCUAAAUUAUAAUAGUGGGGCUUCACUAUACCAAAGAGAGCCAUCAAAUUCUGCAAAAUGGUUCCACAAUCACUUUUAUUGGCCCGAAAGAAGAAA